CAUGUCGCAACACAGCAAACGCUUCCUUACACGCAUCCCUCACACGCCUCUCUCAAUCUCAUUCUCUUUAUUUAUUUACUCUUUUUUCCCCUUCAUUUCUCACCUCGCGCUUCUAACAAUCCUUGAUCGCGGCUUGAUGAAUUGACCGCCAUAAACCGUUGACGAGAGUUUGCGUUUGAAUUGAUUUUGAUGGCGUUGUGUGCGGGAGUAUGCUCGAGGUCUUCUUUUGAUUUUGCUGAUGUGCCAUUUUUGAGAAGUGGCAAUUUGUCGAAAAGACGAGUGUUUUUGCCUGUGGUUUUGAGAGAUAAUAAGAGCCUCCACAAGCAGAGGUUGAAAAUUGGGUGCUUUGCUUCGAGAGGAAAUGUGACGCCUGAAUUAGAAUCUGAAGAGAAUGCUAGUGUGAGUAGCUCCAAGGAUGAUGAUGGUGAUUUUAGUCACGUGAUAAAGUUCAAGAUGUCGGAUUUCAAGAUUCACGAUCGAGUUAGUAUUGGUCUUGGAAAUAGGGGUGAUGAAGUAGUUUAUGAAGCCACAGUGAAGGAACCUAGUAGUCCACUUUUUAACACAAGAGUGGUACUUAGGCGGCUGGUUAGUACUGGUGCUAAGCGUAGGGGAAAACGUGCAAUUCAGGUGUUAAAGAAACUAGUCCGCCGAAGACUAAUGUACCAUUCUUACUCGAUGCAAGUUCAUGGCUAUGUCUGCUCAUCCACAACUGAUGAUAGUGAUUCAUUCGUUCUAGUUCAUGGAUAUCAUGGCAGUUUGUCUUUGAGACAUUGGCUUGAACAAUCAGAUUGGCUUCCAACGUUGGAAGCUACUAUUGCAUUGGAUGAGGAAUCUGUCAGGAGAGUUGGUGACGUUACAGUGGGAGGGCCAGCAGUUUCUCGGCAGUUACGCCUUAUUCGAAUUUUAAUGCGAGAUCUAUUGAUUGGAGUGAAUUAUCUGCACAGCCAUGGACUUGCACAUACAGAGUUGAGACUUGAAAAUUUGCAUAUCAGCCCUGUUGACGGACAUAUCAAAGUUGGGCUUUUGGGAAAUGCUGCUUAUUUUCAUGAUUGCAACCCAGCAGAUGAUAGCAAAGUCGACGGCUACACUGACAGGCGAAAAAUGAUGAUUGCAUUUGAUAUGAGAUGUGUUGGAUUUAUCAUGGCUAAAAUGGUUCUGAGGGACCUUAUGGAUCCGAAUAUGUUUGCUAGGUUCAAAGCAUUCCUUUCGAAGGGAAAUGAUCCUUCCUGCUUGCGUGAAUUUCUGAUGCAUACUGUCAGCAGGAAUUCUUCUCUGGAAAAUGAUGGAUUCCAAAUACUUGAUAGGAACUGGGGUACUGGUUGGAAUUUGUUGUCCUUACUCCUUGCUACCAAACCGUCAAAGAGAAUAAGUUGCUUAGAUGCACUGAAACAUCCUUUCUUGUGUGGACCAAGAUGGCGUGUAGAUCCAACAAUGGACAUGAUUAGAUGGAGCCUGGGUUCUACUGCUGUUCGAAUUAUUGAGGAAUACAUUUAUGGCAGACAGCAGCGACAAAGAAUUGCACAUUUCAUUGAGCUAGUGGAGAUGCUAAACCCUCAUUCAAAGCCAAGGAAUUGGUUGGAUCAGUUGCCUGGUAAAUGGCGUCUCCUCUACAGCACAGGCCGUCAUAUAGGGCUGACCCUUCGACAAGCUCCAACCCGUCUCCUCAUCGGUGAUGUGCACUUGAAUGUCUGUAAACUCGCCAAGCCACAUGCAACUUUUUCGUUGGAAUCAGACAUAUGCUUCACAGUCAUGCCAGGUAUUGGUAAUGACUGGCCCCACGAAAAAACCGGAACAAGUGGAAGAUUACAAGUGACUUCUCUCUCUAAGCUGAGGGCCGGGAAGCGAUUGUACAUAAAGGAGGAAAUGUCCACCAAACUCCGUCCAAGCACACCGGAUAUCAGCGACUCUGUUCUAGAAAAACUGUCGAGCAAGAAGUGGAGAAAGAUUAUGCCUAUAAAGGAAUUCCCUUCGAGUCUACCUGUUGCAAAACUUGUAUCGUCUGAUGUUGAUAUCACGAUGAGUCUGGACGAACCAUUGACAAGAGAUAUAAAAACCGCGCAAGAUGUGAUUCGCGAGGUGAGAAUGCAAGUUCCGCCUGAACUGUUCGAUCCGUCGAAAAUCGUAUGUGGCACUUACGUAGAUUCUAGGCUGCUUGUCCUUCGAAGUGUGAAUGGUUCUGCUGUGUUGUUCACGAGGGUGGUACAAAAUUGUUGAUCAAAAAGCACUUGUAAUGUACAGACAGUUAGGCUUUUAAUAAUGCAGAAAAUUUUACUAGCCUCAGUUUGGGAU
Messenger RNA from Salvia hispanica, 2289 nucleotides. RefSeq names its product OBP3-responsive protein 1 (gene ORG1). Gene Ontology annotation, biological process: protein phosphorylation. NCBI's taxonomy places the organism in Eukaryota, Viridiplantae, Streptophyta, Magnoliopsida, Lamiales, Lamiaceae. The record is from RefSeq and is a predicted model, not a curated record. Gene Ontology annotation, molecular function: ATP binding; protein kinase activity.